UAUCAACUGCAUUGAACACUGUUGAAGUCAACAGAAAACUCUUCAGAUCAUACAGCACAUUUAUGCUGUUUAAUUUUUCAGCUUGAAUAUUUCGACUAGGUCUAGGGUGGUUCCAAUACUCUCGCUGUAUUGUUUAAGGACAAGUCACAGCUGAAAUAGUUUAGCAUUAUUACAAUACACAAUCGGUAUUGAAAUUGUGUUUCAAAUACAUGUGCUCAUUAGAUAAAUUCUCAAUAUCUAUGUGAAAAUAGGGUUGUACUUUGUAUGACUGCAACACUGUGAGUUGCUCUAAUUAGUGACAAAUGACCGAAACAAUAGGAAUUCGUACGUGACUUGGAUAGACAAAACGACAGUGAGUUUAUUCUCUGUUAUGACGGUACCAAAUUUCAAUAUAAAGGUUUUUAAAGAUGAUGAUCAGUCAUGGCGAGUAAAGACAAAGACUACAGGUUGAUCACACUUAUAACAGACAUUUGUCCUUUGCCUUUGAGAAAGUUUUUCUUAAACUUGGCACAGUCAGACGCUAGUCCAGGCGUACCUUUUACUACACUUGAUACUUACAUGAAAUUUCGCAAAUUAGAUGUCGAGAAACUUGUGAAGCUUCCACCAAAGUCCAUACGGAAAGAUCAAUUUAACUUGAUAUAUCCGAAUGCUGACGAAACAAAAUGGGACGUAAGCUUACUAUCGAGUCUAUUACUUGGACUGUUUGGGAGACAGAUGCUAAAUGGUGAGGAUCAGUUGAUAAAAAUUAUCCGUGAAAUUCGCAACAAGCGCCAACACAAGCCGGGAAACAUAGUUACAGAAGAUAGUGAAUUUGACACAGUUUGGAACGAUAUUGAGACAGCGACUCUAACGCUAGCCCAGAUUGUUGGAGGAAGAACGUAUGGAGAUGAGAUAAGGAACCAUAUAGAAGAUGUUAAGAUUAACAAUCUUCCGAGUCUUGGUGACACACUUAAAACUUGGUACGAGGAUAUCAUUGUUCAACUUAGAAGUGAAAUUGAAGAACUCAAAGACACAUCCAAUAGGUCGCUAGCGAUACUUGAGGCAACCACAGUAAAGCGAAAAUCUUUCUCAGGUAAAAUUGUAUUAUAA
This is a messenger RNA of Mercenaria mercenaria, 1089 nucleotides long. RefSeq lists its product as uncharacterized. The transcript is spliced from 3 exons. Lineage: Eukaryota; Metazoa; Mollusca; Bivalvia; Venerida; Veneridae. The record is from RefSeq and is a predicted model, not a curated record. Bases 421 to 1089 code for a protein of 222 amino acids.